Molecule: messenger RNA, 1526 nt
Organism: Prorocentrum cordatum
Lineage: Eukaryota; Dinophyceae; Prorocentrales; Prorocentraceae
Source: the annotation of a GenBank genome assembly
UGCUCUCCUCGGUGGGCGUGCGGGCCAGCUUGUGCCAGAAGUGCAAGUGCAAGGCGCAUGGUCGCGUCUGGUCCGUCCCCGUGAGUGCCUGCGCAUCGGGGGGGGCAUCGCUCUCUGCAGACGUCGUGGGCAAGCUGGUCGUCACGGGCGACUUUUGGCCAUCCGCGUUGCUGGUCUUCGAAGAAACUGAGUGCUACGAGGCGGUUCGCCGACACGUGACAGCAACCACCGCUGACUCGAUGGCGCGGUCCCUGUCUCAACACCCUCGCUUGGGCGAGUUGUCCGGCUCUGAGCGGGCGGUGCUGCUCCGGGCAUUCGACCGCGCUGCGGAUCUUGCCCCAGAUCCGCAGACGUUCGGGUCACUGCUGUCGGCGUACGCAAACGCCGUUUGGACGCCGCUUUGCGUCGACCUGUCAAGGUAUGCGUUGGCGGCCACAGGGGCCGUUCUCAACAUGGAUUUCAGCGCGUCCGAUUGUCGGCAGUUGAGCUGCCGAGCGCUCGGGGGCAGGAACCAGCGCAAGCGGGUCUUUGGGGGCCUUGCCGCACUCGAGGAUAUACCGCCUCUGCCGCCACUGUAUUGUCCGAUUGAGAAUCGGCCCCAGAAAGAGAAGCUCCUCCUGACUGCGCUCACGUUGAUGCAGCUGGACGGCGCUCGGCCAAUGGGGGCGAACACAGACAAUUUGGCGGCGGAUUUCUCGAUGAUGGUGUCGUGUCUGCAGGCGGCUCUGCCUCCUGGCACUGUUGUCAUGCAGGACAGCCCCGCGGAUGAUUUUAUCCGCGCGCAGAUGGACGCCGGCCGCAUCGUCGUCGACCGCUCGACUUACAAGGUGUUUGGCUUCGAGCUCGGCGAGGACGCGCAGGAUGAAUUGCUGUAUGCCGCUGCCGAUGCCGCCGAGGGACGGGGGCCAGCGCAACCAGUAGCCAAUCUCCCCAGCAUCCUCUCUGCGUACUUCCGUGCACAGCGGCUGCCGCAGACCGCCCUGAAGAUGGUCCAGGCCAGGGCUUCGGACAAGUGGACGCACCCAGAUAACGGUGCAAUCCUGCCGCCGUGCGCCAAGGCCGUGGUGAUUGACGAUAUCGCGCGUUGGGCGAACCCGGGGGUUCCGCGCGCAGAGGCGACGGCGGUCGCAUAUCGCGCCUGCUGCGAGUCUUUCCCGACUGCCGAGUCGAUCCGAUCAGAUCUACAAGGCCUGAUGAACUUAUUGCGCUUGCCGUGUUUUGCUGGCGUGCCGCGGGAUGCCGGCACCGCGUGGCACCGGGCUCAGCAUGCGUAUUUGCUGAGGUUGCAGAAGCGGCGGCCCGUGAUGCGACGAGAAGACAGCGCCCAGCCGGCAGCGACAAGCCUCCAAGCUGUUCCAGCGGGUCACCAGCCGUUCUGCGAUGCUGUCCAGGAGCAAUGCAAGGACGUCCACGUCCACGGCCUGCUGGCGGCAUUCCGUAUCAAGGCCUGGGCCCAUGCCCACGGGUUUGACAUCAGCCUCGGCAGCAUUGGGGUCGAGCGCUUAUGGCGCAACAUCCAGCGGCAG